ACUGCAGGCACUUAUAAUAGAAGCGGCCGUUUCUCCUAGUGGACCUUUCUGUGCAAGUCCGCAUUGGAUACCCGCGGUACUUUUGCUGCACUUAUCAUCUCCGUUAUAGAAAUCCUUAUUUGCGGAGGGCCUUUUUUUUCUCUCUCCCUUCCAAACCCCGGCUCUUUUCUUUUUGGUUUUAGCAUCAUCAUCCCAGAGUCUAAGCUUUCUUCAAUCCCCACCGAUCAAGCUCAGCGUACACAAAGACAAAGUCACAAAGUUCAAGUCGACGCCUUUUUAUCAGCAACCCCAUCCCCUGGCAAUCCUCACUCGUAAACCCCCCCCCCCCCCACCAUGGGCAGGCCAUCAGACGCAAACCUCCCAGAGGUCGUGCCGGGCGACUUUCCGCAGACGGUGCCGGACAGCUCCCCGCAGGCCCUGACGGCCGCCGAGGCCGAGGCGCACCGGCCGCGGCUCGGCGACGCGCACCUGUACCCGGACGGGGUCGAGGUGGUGGACUAUCCAAAGUACAUCGAGGUGCCCGUCGGGCUCGAGGCGGCCCACCAAAACCCCUACUCGCCGUCGGCGCCCAGCAGCGCGCCGUGGGAGCCCAUUUCGGCCGUCGACAGGCUCCAGGCGGGUAGGGUGGACAGCCACGGCAGCCAGGCCGACAGCGACGAUGCCGUCAAGCCCACGCCCAAGACCAUCUGGGGCCUGCCGCCCAAGCAUUUCUAUCUCCUCAUCGCGGUGCUGCUGCUGCUUGCCGUGGCCAUCGGGGCUGGCGUGGGCGCCGGCGUCACAGCUGCUAAUAAUAGGGCGGCACAGCGGGAGACUCAGGGGGAUGGGGGUAGUGCGUCGAGCGACAAUGGGAGUGGAAGCAGCCCCAGGCCGACAACGACAGGCCCAAAGCCCCUGACGCCGACGGGGACUCCCUACGACCCACCGCUGAACGAGUCGGACCCGGACGGGCCGUUUGUGUUCCAGGGCUGGUCUGGGGCAAACUUUACGGGCAACAUGACCAUCAAGUACCGCAAGUACGGCAUCUUCGACCUCGAAUUCCCCGUCAUCAGCUACGUCUGGGACCCCAACGGAUACACCUGCUGCAUCUCAUUCUGCGCCAACAACACCGACACGAGCGGCAAGUACCGCUGCCAGUACAGAAAGCAGGAGUUGGCCUCUGCUCACUUUGGUCGCAUUCACACCUACUGCGGGGGCAACGAUAUCACAAAAUCAGCCAUGUCCUGUUCUUGAGUGGACAAGCGAGAGAAAGAGCAGAGAAAAAAAAUGUUUUAUUCCCAGAAUGCUUGUUAGCAGAUUAUGAUUGAUGAUGUUGUUGCUAUUUCUAGGACUUGGAUGUAUAUUGAUUGGAUUGAUUGAUGACCUAGCCUUUGCCAGAAAAGAGCACCGACGCUGCGUCCCAGUUACCCUCUGAAUGUUGAUGUUCUC
Molecule: messenger RNA, 1425 nt
Organism: Pyricularia oryzae 70-15
Lineage: Eukaryota; Fungi; Ascomycota; Sordariomycetes; Magnaporthales; Pyriculariaceae
Exons: 2
Coding region: 334-1230 (298 amino acids)
Source: RefSeq, a predicted model, not a curated record